AUGAUGCUUGACAAGAAAUUCUCCAGUGCGCGAUGCCUGAACGGCUCCACAGGAUCCUACAAGCCUGAGAGCCCCGAGUCAUUCGAGCUGGAAACCGUUGCGGAGACCUUCCAGAACCAGUUGUUCGCAGAAAGCCUAGUGCAAGACCGUUUGGUUGGAAAUAAGACCAUUGCCCGAUCCUUUCUGGGAAGCGAUGCCGUCACAACACUUACUGACAUAUUGCAGCUGCAAAGACUGCAACAACCGGAAACAGCAGAAGGUUUCACAGAACCAGCCAGCCCCGUCACACGAGAAGAAGCACUCAAAGUGGGAAGAAGCAUUGCGGAAGAGUUUAGCUUCUUUGCUCACCAUGCCGCUACCAGCAAGAAUGGCACUUCAUUGGUUCUAGAAGAUUCCGACCAGGAGGUCUAUGUCUUUGAGAAAAACUUGCCAAUGCAAGUUCACCAAGUAAAAAAGAUGUAUCCCUCGCCAUGGGACAGGGUCGGCCUGUUGGAACAACACGUGGAGGUGAAAGACCGUCGUGGACUUGUCCGAGUCUUUAACAGCUGCUUUGUUGCCUCUGAAGCCGUGGAUGCCAUGAUGGGAUUGAGGAUUGCCAAGUCGCGGAGAGAAGCUGUCCACAUGGUCAGGAAGAUGAAUGAAAAGGUCAACUUCUUCAAGCCUGCAAAUACCACUGACCGCUCGGAAUUCAAAGACGACAAGAACAUGUUCCUCAAAUUUAUCCCCAAAGAAAACCGAGAGCCAGAACCCAAACGGCACCACCACCGCAUGGCGGCUUCUCUUUCUCCCAAGCGAUCCUCUCCCAAAGGCUUGCGCAAGACCAAGAGUUUGCAACAUGAGGGUCCACUUCGACCCACCAGCGUCUCUCCCAAAUCCACGCGCCGAUUGAAGACGCACGACGGGGAGGGAUCCUUGAACGGCAGCAGGGCUUCCAGCCCCACCAAGGAUCGAAAGUAUUUUGAAGACCGUGCCAAGGACAUUCGCGGCCGGCUAGAUGAGCUCCGCGACUCGCGACUAGCAGCCAACGCCGCCGCUUAG
This is a messenger RNA of Seminavis robusta, 1038 nucleotides long. The record is from the annotation of a GenBank genome assembly. NCBI's taxonomy places the organism in Eukaryota, Bacillariophyta, Bacillariophyceae, Naviculales, Naviculaceae.